Molecule: messenger RNA, 1399 nt
Organism: Zingiber officinale
Lineage: Eukaryota; Viridiplantae; Streptophyta; Magnoliopsida; Zingiberales; Zingiberaceae
Exons: 3
Coding region: 446-862 (138 amino acids)
Source: RefSeq, a predicted model, not a curated record
UUCUCUCAUCGCCGAACCCCUCGCGUUGUGCCCUAGCCUUCAUGCUCGAUUCCACUUCCUCUUCCUUCUCCCUCACGCGGCACGUAGCGCCUCCUCCUCUUCCCCUUUUGCUCCCUGACGCCAUCGAUCUCUACGGCUACUAACACAGAGCGUGGCCACGACGGGGAGGAAUUCAGCCCUCUCCCGAUCACUCUUCCUCGAUCUUGCGACGUCGCCAAUCGUCGGGCGUCGCUAGAUUCGUCGCGCCUCUCCUAUUUGGUCGAUGCUACUGCCCUUCCUCUUGAAGCUAGAUCGGUAGUGCUGUAGUUGCUACCAUCGUGAGGAUCGAGUCGUCAAUCUCACCUUCUACUCAAUCGGCGUCAGCGCUGCUGUCCCGACGUCGGUCAAGCAUCCCACCUUCUCUACCUCUAUUCCUGUUUUCCCUUCCUCUCAUGCGAACGAAUCGAUGUCGACAAUCACCAAGGUUCUCCUCACCAACGUCGGUGAUCCAUGCCCUAACGAUCUGGUCUCUCACCGCCGCACCUCUGCACGUCGCCGUUCCAACCACCGGAUUGUGCUACUCCAGGCAAUCUGUGCCCUAGCUUCGAUCCCUCGCCCGUCACCACUUCAUCAUGCCAGCGCCACCCGAUCACCUCUCUCUAGAAGUCGAGCACCCAAAUCCUUCACUUUGCUGUGCCCUGGCUCUGGCUGUUGUAGCCACCAGCAACCACUGUCGAUUUUGGUGGCUGUUGGGAGACGUCAGUCACAGGUCUCUGGCAACAACCUUCUCCAGCAAGCAAUUUUUGGUAGCUGCUCAUCCUGGCCGUGGGUCAUCAGGGAUGACUUUGGUAUUGAGGACUUUGAUUCAAGACGAGCACUUUGACAUAGCGAUUGUUUAGCUCAAUUUACAUUUGAGGCGGGUACCUUGACUUAUCUUCUAGAUAUUGUCAUUUGAUAUGCAUAGUGGAUUUUAAUGAGUAGUAAUAAUUAUGUUAUAUCUGCAUCGGUAUGUCAUUGCUUGAUUUCUUCAGCAUGUUUAUUUAUUACUUGUUUUGCAUCCAUUACCCUCUUGAUUAUUUAUGCUCAUGGAGGUAGUGAUAUAUCAUGCCUUAUGAUAUACCGGACUAGACAUUUAUCAUAUCUGAUACGUGUACCUAGAUCUUCUUAUUUGAGCCAUUUAUUUUUUGUACAUAUUUUAUGGAGGUAGAUAUGGUCAGGAUUUUCAUGCUUAGUGUCAUGAAUCAUCUUGCAUUAUUGCGUGCUGAGCGAUUGACAGUUCCAUUAUUGUUGAGAUCAUCGCCAGUUACAUGGAUUUGCACACACAACCACUCAUGUGUUAGUGGUAUAUCAGGUAGGGUGUGUGGCAGUUUGCUCUGUCAGUGCUCCACUGAUCCACUCAUGGGUAGUGUGAUGCAGCGUG